UUACCUUCAUCGAUCUCUCUGUUGUACCUGCCGAUCUGACUAGUACUUCUCAUUUUCCCUUUUGCCAUUGCAUGAUGGGAACAGAAACUCCUCCUGGUCGAUGUGCUUUCAUACUCGUCGUUAUCGCGAGUACCGUUCCAAUCCUCAUUACGGGAUACUUCGUCGUAAGCAAUCUGUUGCUCUUACGAAGGGGUGAUGCCGUGAUGCUGAUCCCAAAUGCGAAAAUCCGCGUCUGGAAUGGGGUUUGUGGUUUGACGUCUUCCUCCUCCUUAUUUUCCUCAUGGGAUCAAUCGGGGUUCUACUUAAGAUGAAAGCCGUCCAAAUAACUUGCAUGGCAUUGCUUAUUGUUACUACCCUUUCCCUCAUGGUGAUCAACGUGAGUAUCGAUAUCGGCGGGACCUUUGCUGAAGAUACGAAGAGGAUUCAAGACGUCUAUCGUCUCGAGACCUAUUCACCCUGGGCACAUAAGUUUCUGUUGAAGGACAGUGGUUGGAAUACCUAUAAAAACUGUCUUAUUGAAAGGAAAAUUUGUGACAAGCUUGGAAAGAGGGAUUUUGUUCAGGGGGGUUGUUGUAUGCCGCCACCAUACUGCGGCUAUGAGGAGAAGAAUCAGACGUGGGUGGUACCCAAGACCGGUCAGUAUGCAGACGACGUUAACUGUGUCCGCUGGGAUAGCGACAAAAGAAAGCUAUGUUACGAUUGCGAAACAUGCCAAGCAGUGUAUAUCAGCACCUUCAACGACAGUUGGGCCCUUCGAGCAUUGGGACCAAUUUUGCGUGCCCUGAUCUUGGCCGCUUGCUUUUACUUUACUUGUGAGGAUGACUGGCCGGGGACCAACCGAUCAGGAGGACGUGCUGAUAAUAACCCAUCAGGAGGGCGUGCUCAUAAUAAUCGAUCAGGAGGACGUGCUAAUAAUAAUCGAUCAGGAAGACGUGCUGAUAAUGAUCUCUCUGUUUAAUAAAAGGCAUAUGAUAUGCAUUGCUAAUACUAAUACGGUACAAUGCCAGGCCGCUUUAACAAUACACUACUCCUUUCUUCUUUUAUCUUGAUAUCUCAGGGGUUCGAGUC
Rhododendron vialii is the source of this 1068-nucleotide messenger RNA. RefSeq names its product tetraspanin-12-like. The record is from RefSeq and is a predicted model, not a curated record. Gene Ontology annotation, biological process: auxin-activated signaling pathway. The transcript is spliced from 2 exons. Bases 281 to 958 code for a protein of 225 amino acids. NCBI's taxonomy places the organism in Eukaryota, Viridiplantae, Streptophyta, Magnoliopsida, Ericales, Ericaceae. Gene Ontology annotation, cellular component: plasma membrane; plasmodesma.